AAAAAAAUGAAAUCAAAAAUAACAACAACAGGAACUAGUUUUCUCAAAUUUUCCGACACUCAGGGACGGGAAACAAUUCUAAUUAGGGUAUCUCCGCGGGUCUUCUGGGUCGGAUGUGUCGGGGAUCGGGGUUGUCGGGAAGAGCUUCAGAAUUCGGGUCGGGGUUUUGCCAAAAAAAUUAUCGGGAUCGUGGCAUGGAGGAUGGGGAGCUACAAUAAUUCUAAUGGUAACCAAAAUCCUUCCAUACUAAAAAAUAAUUACAAUGAUGAUAAUUCUUAA
This is a messenger RNA of Meloidogyne enterolobii, 279 nucleotides long. The record is from the annotation of a GenBank genome assembly. Lineage: Eukaryota; Metazoa; Nematoda; Chromadorea; Rhabditida; Meloidogynidae.